CGCAACGGAGCUGUUGAGACCACCUCACCUUGUCCUCGGCCACUCGACUCUCGUCUUCUAACAUCUUCAACGACACACCUGGUCAUCUCCUGUUUCCAUAAUUGCAUUCAGUUAACCCCGCUGGGUGCUUUGGAUGGGAUUCACUCCUUGAAAAUCACGAAAAAUUCAACGGCGUUGCUGCUCUUCUCGAUUAGGCCACACGCCUCCAUAAACAGACUCAUUACUCUCUCUAGACUCUUUUGCAAUCGAGUCUUGCCAGAAUGACGCUCUAUUACAGUCUCGUUUUCCUCCUUCUCGUCUUCGAGAUGGCCGUCUUUAUGGCCCUCAUCGUCCCGCUUCCCUUCACCGUCAAGCGGAAGAUCUUCACUUUCAUAUCGGAAAGUCCAGUGAUAGCUAAGUUGCAGUAUGGGCUGAAGAUUACCUUCAUCUUCAUCCUUAUCCUCUUCAUUGACAGUGUCAACCGCGUCUACCGUGUGCAGAUUGAGUUGGCUGCCUUCGCUAAGGAUGGUAGCAGCCUCGGAGCUGCUGCCCUCGGUUCCGAACGCAUGGAGGUUCAGGCCCGCAAGUUCUACUCCCAGCGCAACAUGUACCUGUGCGGCUUUACUCUCUUCCUUUCUCUGAUUCUCAACCGUACCUACAUCAUGAUCCUUGAUGUUCUCCGUCUCGAGGACAAGGUCAAGCAGCUCGAAGGUGAUGGCAAGGCCGGCGGCAAGGACUCUGCCCGUUUGGCUCAGGCUGGCGGCAUUGGCGAGAUCGGCCGUCUCAAGAAGGAGCUUGAGGCCAAGGACCGUGACAUCGAGACUCUGAAGAAGCAGGCUGAGGGACUAUCCCGCGAGUACCACAACCUGGGCGAUCAGGUCUCCCCUGCCGACAACACUCCAAAGAAGGACCGAUAAACGCGACAAUGAAGGGCAAAGAUGCUAUUCUGCCCGCAUACCAGAAGCAUUGAGCCUUGGGGGUCGUCUCGCCAUGCUUCGCUACAGCCGUGACUAGCCCAGAUAUCGUCUUCGGGGCCGUCGCCCCUCCACGCGGCUCCCGGUGCCAUUUGAUCUCCCGUCUCGUUCCUUUGGAGAAUACUAGUCUACGAAAAGUAGGCCGCUAGUAUAUCCGCUCCAUGUCAAAUGAUCCGAUUCAAACUUCCAGAGCGAUAACUUUGUCAUCUCUUAAAAUGUAUCUUAAGCAUGCAUGUAUGUAUCUAGCCAACGCCAGAGUCUACGUGAGCAACACAUCCUAUUUCCAUUAUGUGCACGCUGCACCAAUUGACAGUUGUAUCUUAUUCGAAAAAUACAUAAAUGCAGUGGAUCCUCAGUGGAUUAGAUA
Messenger RNA from Paecilomyces variotii, 1320 nucleotides. Its product is annotated as putative BAP31 domain protein. Lineage: Eukaryota; Fungi; Ascomycota; Eurotiomycetes; Eurotiales; Thermoascaceae. Gene Ontology annotation, biological process: intracellular protein transport; endoplasmic reticulum to Golgi vesicle-mediated transport. The record is from RefSeq and is a predicted model, not a curated record. Gene Ontology annotation, cellular component: endoplasmic reticulum; endoplasmic reticulum membrane. The transcript is spliced from 4 exons. The coding region runs from base 261 to 896 and encodes 211 amino acids.